AUGAUCUCGGCAGUCGUCAUCUUCCUUUCCGCCAUCACCGUCUCGAAUGCCUGCGUGCCCACCACCACGACGACGACCACCACCACUCGUGAGCAUUCUCUUCCUCAGCAUCUGCUCAUUCCUCUCAAUUUCUAGCCUGUUGCACAAUGCUCUCACAGUCCGUUCUGCCCAGAAGAGCCCCUUCCGUCUCCACCCAAGAACAGUGCUCCGUCCUUCAACGAGUCUCUUCCACUUGCCCCGUUGACGGAAUCGUUGUCUGUGAUGCUGCUCAAGAGACUAACGUAAGUGAACUUUCCCUUCUCUCAACUUCAAUCGUGUUCUUCCAGCCAACCUCCAUCUCGAUCGAAUUCUUCAGUUCUAGCGGUACCGUGGUUCGUACGGCGACAGUCACUGGCAGCCCGGCCUCUUCUGUCACUGUCAAGGUAACCGUACUCCUUUUCUCUUUCAAACUACUUCACUUUUUGACAGGUCGUCUGUGUGAACGGAGUCUGGCGUGUUCCAGAUUCGACCGGAAGUUCCACCAGCCAAGCCAUUAGCUCCGUUUCGUGCUCUCAGGCCGGAUCUCAAGGAACGGACCGAGGAUACAUUAUUGGAACUUCUAUCUAG
Molecule: messenger RNA, 606 nt
Organism: Caenorhabditis sp. 36 PRJEB53466
Lineage: Eukaryota; Metazoa; Nematoda; Chromadorea; Rhabditida; Rhabditidae
Source: the annotation of a GenBank genome assembly